This is a messenger RNA of Punica granatum (pomegranate), 2487 nucleotides long. Lineage: Eukaryota; Viridiplantae; Streptophyta; Magnoliopsida; Myrtales; Lythraceae. The record is from RefSeq and is a predicted model, not a curated record.
GCCUUAAAUUUCGCGUUCUCAUAGUCUCGCUCACUUCCAUCCCCGCUGUCUAUCUGUCUCUCUCUCUCUCCGGUCUGGAUCACGCCGUGCUCGAUCCUUCUUCCAUCACACCCAGGCACCUUUUAAGCCUCUUUCAUGGAGCCCGGCAGCUUCCCUCCUCCUCCUCCUUCUCAGACACCGCCGUACAGCGAGGCCCUGACGCAGAGGAUGAAGGGCGACACGUGCUUUAUCUGCAAGAACAAGGGCCACUGGAAGCAAGACUGCCCCCAGGGGAGCCCCGCCGCAAGCCCUUCCAAGGCGAAGUCCCCCACCGCCUCCUCCUCCUCCUCCUCUGACAUCCCGAUCCUGCAUUGCGGCUGCGGCGACGCCUGCUCCGUCCUUACCUCGACGACCGAAGGAAAUCCCAACGGGAAUUUCUACUUCUGCAGCAGACGUUCACAAUCGCAGCCGUCGUACAGCGAGGCCCUGACGCAGAGGAUGAAGGGCGACACGUGCUUUCUCUGCAAGAACAAGGGCCACUGGAAGCAAGACUGCCCCCAGCGGAGCCCCGCCGCAAGCCCUUCCAAGGCCAAGUCCCCCACCGCCUCCUCCUCUGACAUCCCGAUCCUCCAUUGCGGCUGCGGCGACGCCUGCUCCGUCCGUACCUCGAAGACCGAGAGAAAUCCCAACCGGAAGUACUACUUCUGUAGCAGAUGUUCACAAUUCCCGGAUCCGCAAAGGAAAAGGACUGGGUUUGUCGGAUGGUGUGACGAGUUUACUGCUCCUCAGUGUCCUUGUAAUGCGGGGAGAUGCCGCAUAUACACGGCUGCUGAACCUGAACACAACAAUCGGAAGUACUUCGGUUGCCGGAUCAAAAAGGGUCUCGGGGCUUGCCAAUUCUUCCAGUGGGUAGAUGAGUAUAGAGCUGUCCCAGCUCCGUCCGAGGCCCAUAGGAUGGAAAUUGAACCACCAGCGAUGGGUAAUCCUGAUAAUCCCGCAGAGAUUGCUGAUACCAAAGAUGAUGAGAUAGAAGAGCUGCUGAAUAGCAAGAAAUUGGAUGAAAUUAUGUUCAGCUUGUCUGUUCCAGAACAGAAAACAACUCAGGAUUUGCAGGAAAUGGUCAUUGAGGACGGAAGUGGAACUACGAGCCCUGACUCUGUUGUUGAAGAUUUAAGCAUGGAGGAGAUUGAUUUAUUGGAUCAAAUCUCGCAGAAUGAAAUUAUUACUUCCCACAUGGUAUCGCGGGAGUCCGAGAUUCAUCGUCGAGCUCUAUUGGAUAAAAUCUCACAGAAUGAAAUUGUAACUUCCCGCAUGGCAUCCCAGAAGUGGGAGAUUCGUCGUCAGCUGGAAGAGUUCAUGAAACGGAUUUUCGCCGUUGGAGAUGGGUUGAGUCAAGAUGGGUUGAAUUUAGUAUUGGGAGUACAAGUUAUGGGCUGGUGUGGUCGCAUUGCUUUCCCGCCAUCCCGAUUGAUAACAGACCCCCCACCAAAGCCUUUCUUCUGCUGCAUUUUCCCCUCUCUCAAAGCAAUUUGGGAAUCCAAUAACAUGGCUGUAACCGAUUACCGACGCCCGGACCUCCUAAUGGAUGUUCCUUCAGGACCUGGCCCCAGGGACUGUUUAUCCGGGGGUUUUCCUCAUGACUCAUGCCCCAAGAAGACUGAUGAUGGACAAGUGACACAGCUGCUAGUUUGGCUUGCCCAGCUGCUGAAUGGUGGGACCAUCAAUCAGCUGCCGAGCUUCAGAUGUGGAGGAAAGUAUAUGGAUAUAUUUCAGAGAACAGCAGCUGAUGUGCAGGACGAGUUCAUUGCCCAGCUCGAUUGCAUCGACCCACUCGACCUUGAUCUUCUGAGAAAUGAGGCAGUGGUGUGUUUUGCGACACUGGGCCUUCUCCACGCCCACGAAUGCAGAGAAUUCAUCUGCCGGGUGAUGCAUUACAUAGAAUGUGCAUCCUCGCUCGCAAAGAUCCAGAGGUCUGUUGACUCCUUGCAGUUGGAGGCGCUCAGGGACCGCCACUUGGAGGAGCAGAAACACUAUGAGGACCUGUCUCGGCUCCACAUCGAGAAGCUGAAAGCCUGCAGUGCUUCUGAGGAACGCUGCCGGGUGCUCAAAGAGACUGCGGAUUGGUACAGGAAGAUGCUGAGCGAGAUCGAGAGGGACAUAGCCAGAAGCGAGGCAGAAUCCUCUGAGCUAGCGAGGUGUCUCGUGAAGGUCAAUCAGGAGGUGAAUAAGUCGGGGAAGAGCGUGGAAACAGUGGCUCGGGAGGUCGAGGAAGCUCAGCGGAAGGAGAUGGAGAGGGCUGCAGCUAGGGAUGCCUUGGAGAAGGCAAAGUCCCUACUUAGGCAGCGAUGUACUUUUUAACUAUUAGAGGAUGUCUCAAGCUAAAAUUUAAAAUGAAGAUUAUGAAUGUAUGUAUGUCCUAUGUGUAGUAUUAAUUGUUAACUUGAAUGUAAGAUUAUGGAAAUUGUGCCAUGAUGAUGCUAAUAUAACUCAAAAACUUACUUAUGUAUC